This is a messenger RNA of Entrophospora sp. SA101, 234 nucleotides long. The record is from the annotation of a GenBank genome assembly. Lineage: Eukaryota; Fungi; Glomeromycota; Glomeromycetes; Entrophosporales; Entrophosporaceae.
AUGCUGAGUGUAUCUGGUAAGCGAUACAAGACAUCUAGAAAUCUUGUUCGUCAUGAAAAUUCUACUUGUACAUCUUACAAUCAACCUCCCGCCAGAAAACAACCUAUCAGAUUUCCAUGUACUGACAGUGAAUAUGUAGCAGUGUUUGGAAAAGAAUUAAAUUGGUUUUCACCAGCAAAACGUACCUAUCAAUGUACUUUCAAAGGUUAUGAGGAAGAAGCUAUUACUUGGUGA